AUGAUGGGAUACGGUUCCGCCCGGGCUACGAGCCCCGGCGAUGGCGAGAGGGGUUUUAGGAGAAAGCGCUUGGCAGCAAUGGCUGGCAACCUGUACAGGAGCGGACAGGCCGCUGUCACCGAGAUCAAGGAAUCAUAUGCCCAAACAAGGGCAGGGCCAGCCGCUGCAGGACACGAGAACCAUGGGCGAAUACACAUUCCAGGUGCCUUUCCAGAUGUUGCGAUUACCGUCCAUGGCGACGACCAAAUGGUGCUGUUCCCCUCUUACGCCAAGCAACACACCAAGCAGGAUUGGAACGAUAUGGCCGCACACGACCCGGAUGCCCCACCCGGUAGCAUCAAGGACGAAGGCUUCUGGCGUCAAGAAUGGGAGCGAGCUGAAGAUGAGAGGGCAAUCGUUGAUGUUGAUGUUCGCGGUUGGAUAUAUACCCCUCAUACCGGUCCAAUGACGAGGAGGAACAGAAUUCUAAUUGGUCUUGCGCGGCAACUGAGUGGCAUCCCAGCCCCUCGAGCGGACCAAGCAUACAGUCCAGGGACUGGACUACCACGUUCGCAUCUUCAACUACACGAAGAGAAGAAGGAACAAGAAAAGAUUGAUGCCGAAGCUCGGCGGAUAGAACAAGUAGGGCAGCGUGAGAAACAAGUUGCCUACCAAGGAGGUUUCAGUGAAAAGACACCCGACAACGAUGAUCCCCUCACGGACAGCUUCUACUAUCCCUCUCGCGGAGGGAAUCGGUCUCCAGACUCGGCCCCUUCCAGCCCAACAAUGCCCGCCAGAUCAGCGACAGCUAGCAGCACAAAUACUAGCGAGCUCAGCGAGAGCGAUCUCAUUCUCGCCAAUGCCAAUCUCAUGGCUCGAAUCGCUCCGUUCAUGACCAAUCCUUCCGUUGCCCUCCCGAUUACUUUUUUCUUCUACAACGAUACCAAAUCGCAGUCCAAGACCGUCAUGACGAAUGAUGCAGGUCAUUUUGUCAUUCGUGCCGCCCUCGACUUUGUGCCGACACAUGUCCGUGUUUUGGCAGACGAGGAUCUAUCUGCUGUUCAGGAGAUCAAAGUCAUCGAGCCAUAUGGAGUCAGUCUCAUCAGCGAUAUUGACGACACAGUCAAGAAAUCAAAUAUUUCUGCAGGAGCCAAAGAGAUCUUCCGCAACACCUUUAUACGUGAUCUGGCGGAUCUUUCGGUUGAAGGUGUCAAGGAGUGGUAUAACAAGAUGGCCAAAAUGGGCGUGAGUAUCCAUUACUGCUCAAACAGUCCAUGGCAGCUCUUCCCAGUUCUCGCCAGUUUCUUCAAAAUCCAUGGUCUCCCGCCAGGCUCACUUCAUCUCAAACAAUACAGCGGCAUGCUGCAGGGCAUUUUCGAGCCAGUCGCUGAACGAAAGAGGUCUACGCUUAAUCGCCUUCUGAGAGACUUUCCCGAGCGAAUGUUUAUACUUGUAGGAGACAGCGGAGAGGCCGAUCUCGAGGUAUACACAGAACUCGCCCUGUCGAACCCCGGUCGCAUCCUUGCAGUCUUCAUUCGAGACGUCACGACACCAGAAGAGACAGCAUUUUUCAGCUCCGGAUUUGACUUUGGCCGACCCAAGACUGCAGGUGCUUCUAACGGACCUUCGAGAAGCGUUUCUCGCACCCCUUCAUACCAGAGCCUAGCCCCGAGUGGAUAUCGAACAGAAAGGAACUUGUCAGCCGGUCCUACCAUGGGAACAUUGAUCGACUUUUCAGACGAGCCUCGGACAAAGGUCGACCGCAACGGAGCCCUCGCCCAGGCGCAAAGCUUCAAUGCAAAAGGUGCCAGCACUACCGACCUUAGUGGUCGUAAGCCAGCUCCGCCCAGGCCAGCAAAGCCAGUCGCUUUAAGGAGUGCCAAAUCCAUCCCAGAGCUAAACAAAGGACUCUCUCGACAAAACUCUGACGAGAUCCCUCCCCCUCCGCCACCUAGAAGGCCGGGAGUGCAAACACGAGAAACUGCACCGCCCCAUCCCCUUAAACAGAUUCACAACUCAUCCCAGCAAAGCUCGGGUAGCAGCAAUAAUACCUUUAAGAUCCCAGCACAAAGUCGCUCUGGAUCUGCUUCUUCAGGGGGUGGUCCUCCUCCACCGCCCCCACGUCGAAGGGGAACACCUUCCAGUAUUACAGAGUCGAACCAGAACCCCCGUCUUCCACCGCGUCCUACCCAGACAUCAACUAAUCUGGACGUGGACUACGACCCCCUUCCACCAUCAGCAAACCCUCCUACAUCUUUUGGUUCGAUGACAGGAGGUUACCGAUCAGAUGGCAACACGUCAACAGGAGGAUCACCGAAUAUGGGCCCUCAAGCAGUUAAUAAGAAACUAGAGUUAUGGAGGAGGAGAUUAGCAAGAGCACACGAGCAACUCGACGGACUAGGCGUUUCCCUAUAUACAUGGCGACGAGGAAACGAUGUCAUCGCUGAAGCGGAGGGAAUAGUAAAACAAGCCCUCGCAGACAUGGACAGAAAGAGGAGGAUGAACCGAUAG
Molecule: messenger RNA, 2490 nt
Organism: Fusarium pseudograminearum CS3096
Lineage: Eukaryota; Fungi; Ascomycota; Sordariomycetes; Hypocreales; Nectriaceae
Exons: 1
Coding region: 1-2490 (829 amino acids)
Cellular component (GO): actin cortical patch
Molecular function (GO): phosphatidate phosphatase activity
Source: RefSeq, a predicted model, not a curated record